Messenger RNA from Malus domestica (apple), 1026 nucleotides. RefSeq lists its product as uncharacterized. The record is from RefSeq and is a predicted model, not a curated record. Lineage: Eukaryota; Viridiplantae; Streptophyta; Magnoliopsida; Rosales; Rosaceae.
UCUCUCUCUGCCUCUAAGUUUUUUAGCCUCUGAAAAUUUCCCUAUUCCGGAAACCCUAAAUAUGGAACCUACAAAUACACCGGUGAUAGCCAAGAAACUAAGAAACAUGGUACGUCUAGUUUUGUUCACGUUACAAAAGGGGGUCUCCAAGAAAAAGCUGACGAUGAUGAAACAUGGGAAGAUCUUAGGCAAGUCUUUCAAUGAUUUCAUGGUCCGUCAUCAGACUGAGCUCAGCUGCAAGUCGGACGACGUACAAGUAACAUCGUUCGUAUACCCAUUAGAGUACGAGUUCAGCUGCACCAGCAGCCCGCCGCGCAGGUCAUCCUACACUCCUCCAUGUCAAUCCGGCAAGGUGUACAAGGGGCGGUAUGUUAGGCAGCAUUCGCGGAGGGGAGUUUAUGUGCCAAUGAUGUGUGAGGAUGCAUUGGCGACAGUCCAUGGGGGGAAGAAAGCGAGUUAUCGCGGCAGUGAUGUGGUGGAGCCGCUGCCAAUUGUGAGGCGGGCGCUGGUGAGGGUAACGGAGUGGGAGCCUUUGUUACCGUUGAGUAGUGAUGAGGAGGAGGAUUACCAUGUGGACAAGGCAGCCCAGGAAUUUAUAGACAAGUUUUAUAGGGAGUUAAUGUUGCAAAAGUGGAUGGCUGCAGGUCGAUACAGCUGAAGUAGGCUCACAAGGUAAAGAUAUGGAGAGAGACUUACAUGUAAUUGGUACCCUGAUGAUCAAAGUUCUCGAGAGGAUUUUCAGUAUGUCUGACAUCACACGCUAGGUUUAAUUGUGCAAUUCAUCGUGUUGAUCUUAACUGUUUUAUUAGAUUUGACGUAUUAUGUUAGGCAUACUGAAGAUCGAAUCUCAUCUUUAGUAGUUGGAGAGUGUAUUAAUUUAGUGAAGUAAUUAGAACUCAUGCUUUCCUUAUUGCAUGUACAGUUAAGACUUGGAGAACGGUUAGAACCCUUGCAUGUAUUAUGAAAUGCAGAAAAUCCUUCAGAGUUUAAAGGAUGUAAUUUCUAGUUUACCUUUUUGUAAGAACU